AUGGAAAACAAACCAGCACAUUUGGAACCAAAAUUAGAAAUUAAUGAAUAUUAUAAUCAAAAAUCAUUGAAGGAAAAGAAAAAUCGUCAAAUUAAAAAAGCAAAUGCUGAAGAAGAAAAGACAUCACAUAAUUCCACACAUUCGAUGCCUACACACCUAAAAAGAACUAAAAGUCGGUCAUACCUAAAGACGGAAGAUGAAGACGAUGACAGUCAAGAUGAUAAUUAUCAUCAAGACAAAAAAACAAAACAAGAAGUUACUAUGCAAAAAAAGAAGCCACAAUUAUGGACAAAAGAAGAGGAUGCAAUGUUGCUUGAGUUGAUUCAUAAACAUGGGUUCAAAGCUAGCAUUAUUAGAGAUGAAAUGGGAAGGAAACGUGGAUUAUCUUCUUAUAUUUCACGAUGGGAAGUUUUAAAGAAAAAAGCUUUAAUUUAA
Dentiscutata erythropus is the source of this 435-nucleotide messenger RNA. Lineage: Eukaryota; Fungi; Glomeromycota; Glomeromycetes; Diversisporales; Gigasporaceae. The record is from the annotation of a GenBank genome assembly.